GUGCUUGAGUGAAUUUAAAUUGAUCUGAAAUGGGAAAUGACGUGCCUCGGCUAUUACGUUCUAGAAAGCAGACUGUGAUUCCAGAGCUGCAGUGGUACAGGGGAGGGAGCCAUGGCUAUUUAAAGAGGGUAAAAUAACACAAGAUCUUUAGUGCUGAGUAACCGCCUCCAAACAGACACGACAGGAUCAACUGGUCAUCUGUAUCGCGGUUUAAAGAGGCAGGAUUCGACACCGUAAACACCACGACGGUGCUUCCAUCCACGUCUCUUUCAGGAGACUGACGAAUCCUCGGGAAGCGGCGCCGACCGGGGUCUGCGCAGGAGAACAUGGGCAAAGAUUUUUACAAAAUUUUGGGAAUAGCGAAAGGAGCAUCAGACGACGACAUCAAAAAGGCGUACAAAAAGCAGGCUCUGAAAUGGCAUCCUGACAAAAACAAGACGGCCAACGCGGAGGAGAAAUUCAAGGAGGUCGCGGAGGCUUAUGAAGUUCUUAGUGAUCCAAAGAAAAGAGAAAUAUAUGACCAGCACGGCGAAGAGGGGCUUAAAGGAGGUGGAGGAGGGGUGUCUGACGGGCCAGGAGGCAACUUCACCUACACCUUCCACGGAGAUCCUCACGCGACGUUUGCCACGUUUUUCGGAGGAGCCAAUCCUUUCGAGAUAUUUUUUGGCAGGAAAGCCAAUGGACGAGAUGACGAUGACAUGGAGGUGGAUGGAAGUGACCCAUUUGGUUCUUUUACGAGUUUUAACAUAAAUGGAUUUCCACGCGAGCGGCACGUCGGUCAGGGCGGCCCUCCGCGCAGAAAACAGGACCCCGCGAUCCACCACGAGCUCCGGGUGUCUCUAGAGGAGGUGUUCCACGGGUGCACCAAGCGCAUGAAAAUCUCACGCAAGCGCUUGAACCCGGACGGGCGGACCUUGAGGACUGAGGACAAAAUCCUCACUAUUGAGAUCAAGCGUGGGUGGAAAGAGGGAACCAAAAUCACGUUUCCACGCGAGGGUGACGAAACGCCUAAUACUAUUCCUGCAGAUAUCGUGUUUGUCAUCAAAGACAAGCCUCACGCCCACUUUCGACGAGAGGGCUCUGAUAUCGUGUACCCGGUCCGGGUCAGUUUGCGCCAGUCAUUGUGUGGAAGCUCUGUCACCGUGUCGACGAUAGACGGUAAUACGUGCAAUAUGAAGAUAACGGAUGUUAUCAAACCCGGCAUGAGGAAGGUCAUUGCUGGACAAGGACUGCCUCUCCCAAAGAACCCCGAACAAAGAGGGGACCUCAUUGUGGAGUUUGAUGUGAACUUUCCUGACAGUCUGCCAUCUAAUGCCAAGGAUGUCCUCAAACGACACUUACCGACCUCAUAAAUUGAGCUUGGACAGACUUUUCUAUACGAACAACUCAGUCCACUAAUAUGACAAAUCAAAUUUUGAGAAUGUGCAAUUUCUAUUUUUUAUCUAAAUCUUUGUUAUGUUAUAUAUCUA
Molecule: messenger RNA, 1469 nt
Organism: Carassius auratus (goldfish)
Lineage: Eukaryota; Metazoa; Chordata; Actinopteri; Cypriniformes; Cyprinidae
Product: dnaJ homolog subfamily B member 4-like
Exons: 3
Coding region: 327-1352 (341 amino acids)
Biological process (GO): negative regulation of transcription by RNA polymerase II
Cellular component (GO): cytosol
Molecular function (GO): protein-folding chaperone binding
Source: RefSeq, a predicted model, not a curated record